This is a messenger RNA of Colletotrichum graminicola M1.001, 858 nucleotides long. RefSeq lists its product as uncharacterized. NCBI's taxonomy places the organism in Eukaryota, Fungi, Ascomycota, Sordariomycetes, Glomerellales, Glomerellaceae. The coding region runs from base 1 to 858 and encodes 285 amino acids. The transcript has 2 exons. The record is from RefSeq and is a predicted model, not a curated record.
AUGGGCUUCGCCUUGAAAUUCCUCCAGUGGUUCAUCCGCGGCGUACAACUAGGCUGCUCGGUCAUCAUCCUCGGCAUCUUCUCCUACUUCCUCGCAACACUGCACAACCACUCUCUCCCAAUCGACAAUUCGAUCCGCGCCGUUGAGGGCAUCUCUGGCGCUGCGGUUCUUUACACUCUCGCAGGCCUGCUCCUCUUGUGCUGCAUAGCCGGUCGCUCCUUCACCUCCUUCAUUGCCAUUGUCAUCGAUGUCGCCUUCAUCGGCGCCUUCAUCUAUGUCGCCGUAGCCAACCGCAGCGGCGCCAGCUCGUGCUCUGGUAAUGUCAACACGCCCUUUGGCGACGGCCCCGCCGACGGCGAGCCCACCAACACCGGCAAUGAGGGCUGGACGCAUCUCCCCAGCCUGCGAACUGCUUGUAAGCUGCAGUCCGCCUGCUUCGCUGUCUCCAUCAUUGCAAUAAUUUUCUUCAUCCUCUCCGUCCUCGUCGAGGUCGCCCUCGCCCGCCACCACCACAAGGAAAAGCGCUUCGGCCCCAGCCCCAAGAACAACUAUACCUCGGGCUCCGGCGCCAAGCCCGGCUUCUUCAGCAGCUUCCGUCGCGGCAAGCGUGCCGUCCCCGAGACCAACGAGAAUGCAUUGCCCAUGCACACCAGCCCCGACCAGGUCCGUCCCAGCUACGCCACCGAUACCACCGCUGUCGGACAUGAAGCGACAUACCCCAAGUACGAGGGCGCCUACGCCACCAACGGCAUCAACGGCUACAACCACGGCCAGGAGACUGGCACCACUGGCGCCACUGGCACCACCCACCCGCCCAACAACUACCACUACAAUGACGGUGUCUACGAUAGAGUCUAA